CUCAAUUAUCCUUUCUCGUAUCUAAAUCACCCUGAAAUACUAUUUAUUGUCUCUUGUUUUUUUUACCACCGUUCCAUUUACAUAAUUAAAUAAUAAUUAUAUACAGCUGUUAUGAGAUAUUCAAUUUACUCGAUUAUUGGGCUGGUUGCCAUGGGGGUAACAAUGGCAGAGCCAGAUGUUGCCGGAACCAGAACUGUAUUCAUUUCCCUUGCGACCGGUGACCAAGGCGAGCUAAUCCCGCUCAUUUUACACAAAAACAGCGAUGGAUUCGAGCCUGUCAGCUUGCCAAGCUUCAGCUCCAGCGAAAUCACCACUUCAGAAUCAAAUAUUGUUGAAAGCGGAAGCGAGAUCGAGAGCGUGGAAGCAGAUGGAUCGGAUAGUAGCUCGAAUGAGGAAGAGGUCGACAGCAAUGAGGUCGAGUCCGAGGAUAUUUCGGCUGAAAGUCAUCCGUCUAUUGACGCUUCCCUAGAGACUCCAUUCCCGGCGGAAAACACCAACAUGAGUCAGCAGGAACAGCCGAGCCCUGAGGGAUCUUCAAACUCUGAGGAAUCUGCUGACCCGGAGUCCUCCUCUGCCGUUGACGAGUCCGCUGACCUAGAAUCCUCUGCUGACGAGUCGGCUGAUGCUAGCUCAGCAGAAGAGAUCGCCGAGAAAAAUAGCAAGGAAAUCGACUCUGACUCUGACUCUGACUCCGAAAAUGACGAGGACAACAGCGAAGUGAGUGCCGGGGCAAUUAACGCCGAGGAGAGCAAAACGUCCAUGGCCCCAGCCUCUGCGCACAAAUUGCCCAGUAUCAUGCUCCUUGUCAUUCCCGCAUACAUCUUCGCAGUAGCAGUCAAUAAGAGGCUGACUCAUUAUUGAAAUAAAAGUAUAUUAUAUUUUUUUUACAAAUGAUAAAUUAUUUUAGCAAUUCAAUACAUAUCGCCCUCUUCGUCAUCUAGCUCAUCCACGUGCAAGGACUGCACAUAGUCAAAGACUUCCGGAUACUCUCCACGGAAAUGCGCCUUGAGCGCUCUUAUUCUGGUAAAAACAUCCUGCAGAUCAUCUUUAAGCUUAUUCACAGUGCCAAUAUGUGUUACAAGUGAUUUUGAUAGCACAGGAAAUAGCACUGUUGUCUCUUGCUCGGAUGCCGCUAGUGUCUCUAGAAGUUGCCGGUAUAUUUCC
This is a messenger RNA of Kickxella alabastrina, 1164 nucleotides long. RefSeq lists its product as uncharacterized. Bases 112 to 861 code for a protein of 249 amino acids. The record is from RefSeq and is a predicted model, not a curated record. Lineage: Eukaryota; Fungi; Kickxellomycota; Kickxellomycetes; Kickxellales; Kickxellaceae. The transcript has a single exon.